AUGCUUAUAGAAGACGACCCGCCCGACAUUCCCGAUGGAACCUGCUUUAAAAAUUCCUUGAAGCUAUUUCAGAGACUAGUUGACAAAACGGUGGCUCAGAAGAAGGAGGAACGAUUAGGCUUGUACAUAAAAGAUGCUGAGGAAAUGGAUUAUGAUAAAUUCUUUGCUGCAGUUCAGGACCUUUUUGGUCCAGAGGUGAAAACCCAAGAUGUUAAAACCUUUUAUAGGAAGAUUAGCAACAACCCAGAUGGACGGACAGAAUGGUGUGAGAUCUUUGGAUAUUAUAUGGUGGAUGGUGAUGCUCUUGCUGCUCAACUUGAUGAAGAAAAUAUGGUUUUCCUGGUAUCCAAAAAACAGCGGGUUACAAAAGCAGGAGUGAAGAGACGUGAUGUAAUAAAGUGCAUAGUAAAGAUACCACAGCUGGAUUUUUUGGUAACAGCAUCUCAGAAAGCAAUGCUGACCAUUUUUAACAGCCAGAUGCGGAUCAUGACAUCCACAAGCAUCCCGGACAGUUCCUGGAUCACUGGAUGUGAUUACCUGAGUCAACUCAAGCGUGUUGUUGCCGUGACAGAAAGAACCAUCAUCAUAUGGGAUUAUAAAUCACAAGGGUCUGCCCUGGAUAAUUGUUUUAUCAUCAAGCCCAUGGAGCACUGCCUGCUGUGUGUAUGUGCAGUUCCUCGACCAGUAGAACUGCUAGUGAAGGAUGACAUCUUAAUGGGGGAUGAUGGUGGAUAUGUAAACUUGUUUACCGUAACAAGUGAGGACUUUGGUCUAAAACAAUCCAAAUCGAAAAAGAAAACACAAAUUAUGGUUAUAGAUUCUAGGAGAUUCAAAAGUAUUAAACGCAAGCUGCACAAUGACUGGGUUGUAAAAGUAAAAUACAUUCCAGCCUUGAAUUGUUUUGGAUCCUGCUCUUUUGACAGUGUUCAUUCUUUGGUUUUGGAUGACCUGAAAAGACUAGAAGACAACAUACCUGUCCGAGAUUUUUCUGUACCAAGAGGAGUGAAUGCUUUUACCUAUUGUGGAAAAGCCAAUAUUGUCGUUACUGGAGGAGAUGAUAAGAUUCUUCGUUUGUGGCAUCCUAAUAUCAACACCAAGCCAGUGGGAAAGCUAAUGGGGCAUUUAUUCAGUAUUACAGAGAUUGCUGCCAAUGAAAAGGAUCAGCAUAUUAUUAGUCUUUCGACUGCAAAGAUUUUCAGAGUAUGGGAUAUCCAGACACUAUCACUGCUGCAAGUCUUCCAUGACACCCAAGGAGGACCUCGAGAGACACAAAUCUUUGCAAUGAUCUUUGACAAUAACCAUGGCACACUGAUUACAGGUUCAGCUGUCAUUGAUGUUUAUCCUCUAACGCGUAUGAUACAAGACACUAAGCAGGUCCCUCAGACACAUGAGAGGAGUAUCAAUGUGCUCGUUUACAACAAAGCCUUUCGCCAAAUUCUUACUAUCUGUUCCGAGUCUAUUAUAAAGGUCUGGGAACUGGAAUCAGGGCAACUAAUAUACCAGAUUGAGGAUGCCCAUGGGCCUAAUGUUGAGCUGACGUGUGCAGCAAUUGAUAAGAACGGAUUUCACCUUGCCUCUGGAGCAUGCGAUGGGACUGUGAAGACAUGGGAUUUUGGAACUGGGCAGGAACUUAAAGUUUUGCCAUUGCCCAAGGAAAGCAAAGAUAACGAACACUGGGUGCUCCAAAUGGUUUACCUGAAGGCCAGUGAGAGCAAACACGUGAUCUUGGUCUUGGAGUACAGUGGGAUGAUCAAACUUGUCCAGAGUAAUGAGGGUGAAAUUUACCUAAGUGUUACGUGGAGUCUUCCUGAAGCUUUGUCACAUGCUCUACAAGGUAAUUCAGUCAUGUCCCUACGAUUGAGCCUUAAUGUCAAGAAAAAUAAUGGAUUUUAUCCAGAUGUUCAGCUGUUGCCUAAGGAUCCUGAGCAACGAAAUGAACAGUUACCUCCUGGGAUAGAAGUGAAGUGUUUUGAUUUGCUCAGAGUGGAAGGCUACAAUUUGUUAGCUACUGCAAGUGCAAAUGGUGCAAUCAUCUUGUGGGAUUUUGAAGCUGCUACUGCCAGACACCUUUUCAAAACCGGCAACCCUGUUGGUCCCGAAUUACUUGGAAUCAAUGCAUUAUUGUUCCUCUAUCGAAGUUCCAUUUCUGAUAGGCAGUAUAGUGAGUCUUCCACAUACUGUUCAGAUCCUCAGAGUGAUGAAACUCCUUCACAGGAUGUAGAAGGUAGCACCAUCGUGCUAAAAACGGAAGGGACUAAAAGUGAAAUUGGUGGUAUGGCAGCUGUUUCAGAAAUGAAACUUCCAGAUACUCCUACCUUGGAAAAUAAAGGAAUACCAUGCAGUGUAUUAGAAAGUGGAGGCGGUGAACAAGCGGGGCGUCGGAACAUUCCCAUACUGGUCUCUGCUCAUGCAGAUGGUUGUAUUUCCUUCUGGACUGUAACGGGAGAUCUACUGAAAGAAAUUUUGCCUUUCACAAAACAUCCUCCAAUUCCUUUGACAGCCCUGUGCACUGACGUUUCUGCUAAGAUGCUUUUUGCUGCUAAUAAUGAGGGGCAUGUUAUCCGAUGGAAUGUUGGGUCAUUCUUAGAAGAUCCACUAGAUGCCAACAAGCAUGUAAAGCAACAUAUCUGCUGGAAAGCCCAUUCUGCCAAAAUAGUGAACCUGUUCUAUGAUGAUGAAAAAGGCCUAGUGGUGACAGCUUCUACGGAUAGUUCUGCCAGGCUCUGGUAUUCACCUAAUGGACAUUACUUUGGUUAUUUUGGUCAACGCAGAUUGUUUGAAAUUUCUGAAUCCACUGAUAUAAUUUUGCCAUGUGAUGUAAAUGAAAUUCCCUUCACAAUAAAAGAUGACAGCAAAUAUAUGGAGAAAAAGCAGAAAUUUGAAUAUCCUCUGGUCCUUGACAGGGAGAGGUGGAAGACUUUAACCAAAAGCUCUUUAGCUUUGAAAAAGCCUGGUCCAUUUGAAGUUGAUCAGGAUUUCAAAUUUUUCAAAGCCCUGGCUUCACCUAAGAUUAACCAACACCCUCUGGAAAGCUUCAAAUCUGGAAACAAAGAUAUUGGUGUUGUAUUUGGGUCUAUACCUAUAUACAGGGUGGUAACUCCUCCAAAACUGAAACUUAUUCCUACAAGCGAACAAGAUAACUCCAUGGAAGAAAGCUUCACCAAGCGAAGCAGAAUUAUUAAUCAAUCAGCAUCCCGUUUUGUCAGUAAAAGGGGCAGAAAGGGCAGCCAGACACCGCAGACAUCAUCUUCUACCUCCCCCACAACUCCCAAUGCAACUAUAAAACCCAUGAAACUGUAA
Varanus komodoensis (Komodo dragon) is the source of this 3300-nucleotide messenger RNA. RefSeq names its product WD repeat domain 64 (gene WDR64). The coding region runs from base 1 to 3300 and encodes 1099 amino acids. The transcript has 28 exons. Gene Ontology annotation, molecular function: protein binding. The record is from RefSeq and is a predicted model, not a curated record. Lineage: Eukaryota; Metazoa; Chordata; Lepidosauria; Squamata; Varanidae.